Messenger RNA from Dermatophagoides farinae (American house dust mite), 2099 nucleotides. RefSeq names its product fumarate hydratase, mitochondrial. Gene Ontology annotation, molecular function: fumarate hydratase activity. The record is from RefSeq and is a predicted model, not a curated record. Gene Ontology annotation, biological process: malate metabolic process; tricarboxylic acid cycle; fumarate metabolic process. NCBI's taxonomy places the organism in Eukaryota, Metazoa, Arthropoda, Arachnida, Sarcoptiformes, Pyroglyphidae. Gene Ontology annotation, cellular component: mitochondrion.
UUAUUAUUAUUUUGUUUUUUUGUGACGAAAAAAAAGUCAAUUUUUUCUCCUUAAACUUAAAUUAUUAAUCUCUUCACAUUGUUUCAAUUACAAUUUUAGCCAUUGUUUUCAUUGUCAAUAUAAAUCUUUACCAUCAUUAUUUGUUGUGUGUGUAACCAUUUUUUUCUCAUUCUCAUUACGAAAUAAAAGCAAUUUGGAUAAGAUAUAUACUGUAUUAUUGACGCUUUGCCGCUACCGGUGUUUUUUUUCUUUCUUUCUUUCUUUGACUGGCAUUCACUUUCUUUCUUGAAGAAAGAUUUUGUUCAUUUUCUAAUCGUUAAUAAUCACCAAAAAAUGUUUCAUCGUUCAAGUUCGAUUUGUCAUUCACUUUCGCUGAUUGCUGUUCGUACGGCCAAUAAAAUUGAACGACAACAAUUACAACAUCAGAUUAGAAAAUAUUCUGCAUACAACAAAAUAUUCGCGUUUCAUCGAGAAAAACGUUUGGAACAAAUUGAUCAAUUACAAACAAGAAAAAUGUCCGAUUAUCGUGAAGAAAAAGACACUAUGGGAAUUGUUCGUGUGCCCGCUGAUCGUUUGUAUGGUGCACAAACACAACGUUCUCGUGAUAAUUUUCGUAUUGGUGCCGGACAAAAUUGGGAUGUAGAACAGAUGCCCAAACAAAUUAUUCAUGCAUUUGCUGUACUUAAGAAAGCUUGUGCACGUGUAAAUCAAUCAUAUGGUGAAUUGGAUGAAAAACUAGCUAAAGCCAUUCAACAGGCUUGUGAUGAUGUUAUUGAUGAACGAUUGUCAAUCAAAGAUGAAUUUCCAUUAGUUAUCUGGCAAACUGGUAGCGGUACUCAAUCAAAUAUGAAUUGCAAUGAAGUUAUUGCUAAUCGUGCUUCUGAAAUUCUUGGUGGUAAACGUGGUGCCGAACGUUUGGUACAUCCAAAUGAUCAUGUUAAUAAAUCACAAUCAUCAAACGAUACUUAUCCAACCGCUAUGCAUAUUGCUGCCGCUGUUGAAGUCAAUAAGGUAUUGUUGCCUGCUUUGGAAAAAUUACAUCAAUCAUUGAUGGCCAAACAAAAUGAGUUUGAUAAAAUUAUUAAAAUUGGACGAACUCAUUUGCAAGAUGCUACACCAUUAACACUUGGCCAAGAAUUUUCUGGUUAUUCUGCUCAAGUUCAAUUUGGUAUCGAUCGUGUUAAAGCUGCUUUAGAACCACGUGUCUAUUAUUUGGCUAUCGGUGGUACCGCCGUAGGAACUGGAUUAAAUACUCGUGAAAGCUGGGAUCGUGAUGUUUGCAAACAAAUUUCGGAAAUUACUGGAUUGAAUUUCCGUCCAGCACCGAAUAAAUUUGAAGCAUUAGCAUCUCAUGAUGCUAUGGUUGAAUUAUCUGGUUCUUUAAAUGUUUUGGCUUGUAGUUUGAACAAGAUUGCCAAUGAUAUUCGUUUGUUGGCCAGUGGACCACGAUCUGGUAUUGGUGAAUUAUUAUUGCCCGAAUUGGAACCCGGUUCGUCUAUCAUGCCAGGCAAAGUAAAUCCAACACAAUGUGAAGCAAUGACAAUGGUUUGUGCUCAGGUUCAAGGUAAUCAUGUAGCCACAACUAUUGGCGGUACACAAGGUCAUUUUGAAUUGAACGUAUUCAAACCAAUGAUGGCCGCUAAUGUAUUGCGUUCAUCUCGAUUAUUGGCCGAUGCAUCUGUUUCGUUUACGAAAAAUUGUGUCGAUGGUAUACAGGCAAAUGAAAAACGUAUUGAACAAUUAAUGCGUGAUAGUUUAAUGUUGGUCACUGCAUUGAAUCCACAUAUUGGUUAUGAUAAUGCUGCUAAAAUAGCUAAAACAGCACAUAAAGAAGGUGGCAAUCUUAAAGAUACGGCAAUCAAAUUAGGAUUAUUGACCGCUGAACAAUUUGAUCAAUGGGUACGGCCAGAGAAUAUGAUUGGACCAAAGAAAUAAUGAAAACACACUAUGUUGUUGUUUCAUUGAUUUUUUUGUUUGUUUGUUUGUUUUUGGAUUGAAAUGAAAAGAAAAAUUGUCUGAGUUUAUUCAUACAUAUAUUAGAUAUAUAUAUAUAUUGAUGAGAAAAUAAAUUUGAUUGAAGUGACAAAUAAAAACAAAAA